This is a messenger RNA of Cyanidioschyzon merolae strain 10D, 2475 nucleotides long. RefSeq names its product similar to MAP kinase phosphatase-1. The coding region runs from base 1 to 2475 and encodes 824 amino acids. Gene Ontology annotation, cellular component: cytoplasm. Gene Ontology annotation, biological process: negative regulation of MAPK cascade; protein dephosphorylation. The record is from RefSeq and is a predicted model, not a curated record. Gene Ontology annotation, molecular function: protein tyrosine/threonine phosphatase activity; MAP kinase tyrosine/serine/threonine phosphatase activity. The transcript has a single exon. Lineage: Eukaryota; Rhodophyta; Bangiophyceae; Cyanidiales; Cyanidiaceae.
AUGCGCGCCGCUGAAGCUGCUUCUGACACUCAGAAGAGCGAGGCUGCCCCGAGGCUUCAGCUAGCGACGUGCGGUGCGCCCCUAGACUGGAAGGGAGCAACAGAGUCCGAAACGGAGGCAGGCGCAGGGCGCCUAUCGACAAGUCUGUGUGCGCCGCUGACGUCCCCGCGCCAACACUCGUCGAGCCGCUGGUGUCUGAAACAUUUAUCUGCCGCGGAGCGCUGUCUAGGGUUCGAGUCAACCUCUACCGGUAAGUCGCUAUGCCUGAAUUGGGGACACGCUCCGCACGGGUACCGUUUCGUGAGCUGCACUUCCAGCGCAGGUAAUGCGGCGGCAUGCACUUGGCACGGAGCCGUCCGGGAGCAACCGGGCAGCCGUGCCGUUUUGACGGCUCCCGAACUGGAACAUUGGUCCGUGACAACGCUGGCGGAGGCGGCCGGUUCUGUUAGCUUUCUAGCACCUCAGGCGGAAACCAGCGAGCACACAGCCAGCACACCAGCGGCUGCACACCCUCUGGGACGUGCGGCUUGGUCUCCAGGACUUUUCCAUAAUACGGCACGUCUGAGUUUGCUGAGCGACCAGCAUUCAACACAGAACCCAGAGUUCGUUACCAUCCAGGCGGCAUGUGACGUGCCCGAGGGAUGUGGUGCUGGGCGCUGGGGCGAACCCCCUGCGUGCAGUCUUGAGCUCGCGACGAGCCCAGUUGAUGAACAGCCACCGCUGAAGCUCGAUGUUCAGCUUGACACGGAGACGCGAAACAUCGCCACAAGCUUCAUUGAGGACAGCUUUCUCGAAUCUGAGCAGGUGCCUCCUAUUGAGGGAUGCGUCAAAAAAGCAGACAGCGCGUCGCAUGCAUCGGCACUGGAGAAACGCCACCAGCCCUGGACUGCGUGCUCGCGUGCGUGUGCACGUUCGAUGCACGCGGAAGAAGCAACGUGUCCUGAGAUGCUUUUCCCGCGCUUAGCGGCGCAAGCUGACACGGGUGACAGGCGUGCGGAUUCGGACGCAGGGCUGGGGGCUCGGACGCUGCGCAUGAUGCGGCCGCCAGGCGCUUUCUGUGAAGAGCAGAAAGCCCAGGAUGGAGAUUCGACAGAGGAAUCGACAACAACAACAACAACAACAACAACAACGGUACCGUCGAAACCGGGAGCACGCUGGAAUCAUCGGCUGGGAUCACCUGAAGACGAUUCAAGAGUCAUUAGCAGCGGGCAGCUGAAUUGGUCCGACUCGAACGGCGUUUCCGGCUAUUGCUGUGCUGCGGAGCAGCAACUGAAACAGCCGAGGAGUCCGGCAUCAUCAGCACUAUUGGAGCCGUGCGAACUAGCCAGUUAUCUGGAUCGCAUGACUGAGCAAGCUGACAAGGAACAGCGGCGACUGACCGCGCUUUCAGAAACAGGUGCCCCGAUCGAAUCACCACGCGAAGCUGCACUGCAGCAGGAGCAGUGCGCAAGUGCAGCGUCUUCACCGGAAGAGGCUACGAAAGGUGCCGCCUCGCAAGGCGUCGUACACGGAGGUACGCACGAACAGCAGCGUACCGCGAAGCAGCUCUUGGUGCUCGAUGUACGGCCCCGGAUGUCGUUCGUGUUCGAGCAUAUCCGCCACGCGGAGCACCUCUGGGUCGAACCUGACCGCUACUCGAGCGACGAGAAACGGGAGCUGGCCUUUGUGAGACAUGUCUGUAAGCGCGUUCGGCAGGAAAGCGGUCCGCUGGACUUGGUGGUCCUCUACGACCACUGUACAGAGUCGAUGGACAAACCGCUGUCGAUCGCUGCAAAACUUGUCUGUCUGCUGAACGCAGAGUUUGCGCUCCGCAACCUGCAAGUGCGUCGCGUAUGUCUGCUUAGAGGAGGAUUCACUGCGAUGUCUCGCGCACACCAUCAACAUAUCAUCCGCGUCUGCGACGAUGAUAUCGGUAUGAACCUCUGUGCAGCGAUGCGCACUCGUGUUGGACCGCUGUUCGAGCGGCUGCUACAUCAGUUUUUACACGAGCGGGCGCAGCCUGCAAGUCGUAUACUGCCCUAUCUCUAUGUUGGUAGCGAGCGCGAUGCAUCGGAUUGGAGUUUCCUGCAGUUCGCUGGUAUCACACAUAUUCUCGUUGUGGGCAGCGAGCUGCGGCCGCACUUUCCUGGAGCGCUCACCUACAAACAGCUGCCUGCUCUCGACUCGAGUGAUGAAGCGCUCGACAGCUUGUAUCCAGCGAUAUUCGCCUUUAUCGAUGAGAGCCGUCGCGACCCGGACAGCACUAUACUGGUCCAUUGCUACGCUGGAAUCAGCCGCAGUGUCAGCGCAGUGCUUGCCUACCUAGUUUACAGCGGCUGGACACUAUCUGCAGCAUGGGAAUUGAUGCGUGAGCGACGCUCCAUCAGUCGACCGAAUCUUGGAUUCUGGCGCCAGCUCAUGGCUUUCGAGAAGCAACGCCACGGCGUGCAGACGCUGUUGGAGCCUCCUUGCGUCUCUACGUUAGGGUUUUGCUGA